CCGGACGGAAGCCAGCGAGCGGCGCAGCAGCCGGCUGAAGGGCGGGCGGUCGGUUUGCUUCGGAUGCUCGGGGAUGGCGGUCGUGUCGGCGAGCAGUGCACUGGGCACGCAGCUGCUCAGGAGGUUGAGCUCUGUCACUGGACCAAGCAUACACGCCUGCCAGGCUCAUUGGCAAACCUCUGUCUUGGCACUCCGGCUGUCUCUCCCCAUGAGGUCUGAACCCAAAAAGAAAAAGAAGAAAGUUGACCCUAAGAGAGACCAGAUGGUCAAAGACCGGAUGAGGAAGAAAAUUAAGAAGCUGGAGAGAGUUCCCCCUGAACUUAUACCCAUUGAAGAUUGGGUAGUUCCUACUAAAUACUUGGAUGACACAAGGGUCCGAAUUCUCCCAGAGGUGUCUGAAGUGGAAAGCGAGCGCCGAGCACUGCUUAUGAAGGAGUGGUCGAGGUAUAAGCUGGGCCUUCACAAGGCAGAGAUGGAGGCCAUCGGCUCAGCACUGGAAGCUCAGAGAGUGGCCCUGGAAGAGCUGCGCCUGGAGUCUGAGGAGCUUUAUCAAGCAGCUGUGAAAAGAGACCAAAAACUGUUUCCUUUUGAAAGUGAAGGCCCCUGUUACACCCCACCGAAAUCUGGAUACCAGGCACCAGAGGGCAAAUACAAUGACAUCACUAAAGUGUACACACAGGUGAACAAAUAAACACCAAUGCUGUCA
This is a messenger RNA of Polypterus senegalus (gray bichir), 706 nucleotides long. RefSeq names its product mitochondrial ribosomal protein L40 (gene mrpl40). The record is from RefSeq and is a predicted model, not a curated record. Lineage: Eukaryota; Metazoa; Chordata; Cladistia; Polypteriformes; Polypteridae. The transcript is spliced from 4 exons. The coding region runs from base 74 to 691 and encodes 205 amino acids. Gene Ontology annotation, cellular component: mitochondrial large ribosomal subunit; mitochondrial ribosome.